UGGCUACACCAUGGCGGAAGCAGAGGAGAAGGAAAUCAGGUCUAACGAAGAAUCUACGGAUGAUUCUGAGGAAGAUGAGAGUGAAGAAGAACCCAAGCUGAAGUAUGAAAGGCUUUCUAAUGGAGUGACUGAAAUUCUCCAAAAGGAUGCAGCCAGUUGCAUGACCGUGCAUGAAAAGUUUUUGGCACUCGGCACACAUUAUGGCAAGGUUUAUUUACUUGAUGUCCAGGGAAACAUCACCCAAAAGGUUGACAUUAGCCCAGUGAAGAUAAAUCAGAUCAGCCUGGAUGAAAGUGGAGAACAUAUGGGCAUAUGCUCGGAAGAUGGCAAGGUGCAGGUAUUUGGAUUAUAUUCAGGAGAAGAAUUUCAUGAAACAUUUGACUGUCCUAUUAAAAUUGUUGCUGUCCACCCUCAGUUUGUAAGAUCCCACUGCAAACAGUUUGUAACGGGAGGAAAAAAGUUGCUGUUAUAUGAGAAGACUUGGAUGAACAGAUGGAAGCCUUCUGUUUUACACGAAGGAGAAGGAAACAUAAGAAAUGUAAAAUGGAGAGGACACUUAAUUGCUUGGGCCAAUAAUAUGGGUGUGAAGAUACUUGACAUGAUCUCCAAGCAAAGAAUUACCAAUGUGCCUCGUGAUGAUAUAAGCCUUCGCCCAGAUAUGUAUCCCUGCAGCCUUUGCUGGAAAGAUAAUUUAACACUGAUUAUUGGCUGGGGAACUUCAGUAAAGAUAUGUUCGGUAAAGGAACGGCAUGCCAGUGAAAUGCGAGACCUGCCCAGCCGCUAUGUAGAAAUAAUUUUCCAGUUCGAUACUGAAUUCUACAUCAGUGGACUUGCACCUCUCUGCGACCAGCUUGUUGUACUUUCAUACGUAAAGGAGGUUUCUGAGAAAACGGAAAUGGAAUAUUGUGCAAGACCUAGACUGGAUAUUAUUCAACCCUUACCUGAGUCUUGUGAGGAGAUCUCCUCUGAUGCUCUGACUGUUAGAGGAUUCCAAGAAAACGAAUGUAGAGAUUAUCAUUUAGAGCAUUCAGAGGGUGAAUCGCUGUUUUACAUUAUUAGUCCAAGAGAUAUUGUUGUGGCUAAAGAGCGGGACCAAGAUGACCACAUUGACUGGCUUCUUGAAAAGAAGAAAUAUGAAGAGGCUUUGAUGGCAGCUGAAAUCAGUCAGAAGACCAUAAAAAAACACAGGAUUUUGGACAUAGGCUUAGCCUAUAUAAAUCAUCUAGUGGAGAAAGGAGAGUAUGACUUGGCUGCCAGAAAAUGUCAGAAAAUACUUGGAAAAAACACAGAACUCUGGGAAUUUGAAGUUUAUAAGUUUAAAGAAAUAGGACAACUUAAGGCAAUUAGCCGUUAUUUGCCAAGACGGGAUCCAAUUCUGAAGCCUCUCAUCUAUGAAAUGGUCCUGCAUGAGUUUUUGGAGAGUGACUAUGAGGGUUUCGCAAUGCUGAUAAAAGAGUGGCCCGGAGAUCUCUAUAACAAUGCGAUCAUAGUUCAAGUAGUAGUGGAUCACCUGAAGAAAGACCCACAGAAUAGGACCUUGCUCAGAACUCUUGCGGAAUUAUACACCUAUGACCAACGCUAUGGCAAAGCCCUUGAAAUUUACCUAACACUGAGACACAAAGAUGUUUUCCAGUUGAUCCAUAAACAUAAUCUUUUCAGUUCUAUCAGAGACAAAAUUGUUCUACUCAUGGAUUUUGAUUCAGAGAAAGCAGUGGACAUGCUAUUGGAUAAUGAAGAUAAAAUUUCAAUCGACAGAGUUGUAGAAGAAUUAGAAAACAGACCUGAGUUACAGCAUGUGUAUUUGCAUAAGCUUUUCAAAAGAGACCAUCAUAAAGGACAGAGGUACCACGAGAAACAGAUCAGUCUCUACGCUGAAUACGAUCGUCCAAACCUGCUGCCGUUUCUCAGAGACAGCACACAUUGUCCGCUAGAGAAGGCUCUUGAGAUCUGCCAACAGAGGAACUUUGUAGAAGAGACCGUCUAUCUUCUGAGCAGAAUGGGGAAUAGCCGUAGUGCACUGAAGAUGAUAAUGGAAGAAUUGUAUGAUGUAGAUAAAGCUAUUGAAUUUGCCAAGGAACAAGAUGAUGGAGAACUAUGGGAAGACCUCAUUUUAUAUUCUAUCGACAAACCACCUUUUAUUACUGGCUUGUUAAACAACAUUGGUACCCACGUUGACCCCAUUCUUCUGAUUCACCGCAUUAAGGAAGGCAUGGAGAUUCCUAAUCUGAGAGAUUCACUGGUGAAAAUUCUCCAAGAUUACAAUUUGCAGAUUUUGCUACGUGAGGGAUGCAAGAAGAUACUUGUUGCAGACUCACUGUCACUAUUGAAGAAAAUGCACCGAACUCAAAUGAAAGGCGUCCGCGUGGAUGAGGAGAAUAUCUGUGAAUCGUGUCUUUCCCCUAUACUUCCUUCAGAUGCAUCCAAAUCCUUCAGUGUGACAGUGUUCCAUUGCAGGCAUAUGUUUCACAAAGAGUGCCUCCCUGUACCUAGCACAAUGUCCCCAUUGCAGUUCUGCAACAUCUGCAGUGCUAAGCACAGAGGACCAGGCAGUGCGAUCUUGGAGAUGAAAAAAUAGCAUUCUCCAUAUACUCUCACACAUGUCUCAGAACCAUUUUGUGGCACUAAGCAGUGCCAUUGAUGAUGAUGCUGUUAAGAGAUUGUAUAUAAUUCUGAGUGUUAUUUAAAACAAAUUUCUAAAAAGUA
Molecule: messenger RNA, 2703 nt
Organism: Terrapene triunguis (Three-toed box turtle)
Lineage: Eukaryota; Metazoa; Chordata; Testudines; Emydidae
Product: vacuolar protein sorting-associated protein 41 homolog
Exons: 29
Coding region: 11-2575 (854 amino acids)
Biological process (GO): macroautophagy; vesicle-mediated transport; cellular response to starvation
Cellular component (GO): late endosome; HOPS complex
Molecular function (GO): protein binding
Source: RefSeq, a predicted model, not a curated record